Soboliphyme baturini is the source of this 222-nucleotide messenger RNA. The record is from the annotation of a GenBank genome assembly. NCBI's taxonomy places the organism in Eukaryota, Metazoa, Nematoda, Enoplea, Dioctophymatida, Soboliphymatidae.
AUGCUGGAGGUUACGUGCAACGAUCGUUUGGGCAAGAAAGUGCGAGUGAAAUGCAAUCCCAGCGACACGAUUGGUGACCUUAAAAAGCUAGUCGCAGCGCAGACCGGCACCCGGUGGGAAAAGAUUGUCCUGAAGAAGUGGUACACCGUCUACAAGAACCACAUUACUUUGGAAGAUUAUGAAAUCCACGACGGCUUUAAUUUCGAGCUAUACUACCAGUGA